AUGAACUCAGCCGAUCAGAGCCGUGGAAGUCUUGGCACUCUCAGUGGCCUUCCCCACGAGCUUCUGAGUGAAGUCAUCAACUGUUUGCCCAAUGCCGACAUCAAGAACCUCCGCCUGACAUGUUCUUUUCUCGGGACCAACGCUCUUCCGCGCCUCAAUCGAGCAUUUAUAUCCACGAACCCACGCGACAUUGAGGUCUUCACCUUGAUCGCAAACCAUGAUGUCUUCCGGUUCAAAAUUACCGAGAUCAUCUACGAUGAUUCUCGCAUCGAUAGCUCCCGUGCCAGGCGGUAUAAAGGCGUGUAUGAGGGAGACAAAGACGACCCCACAAGAGUGCCGUACUGGUUCCAACGGGUUUACGGUUCUAUGAUUCACAUCAUUGACUCUAAGGAGGAGGAGUAUCCGUCCUUCCCUCAUAUCAAGGAAGCUUUCGAGAAUCGCUGCUCCUUAGCUGAAUCUUACGGAGUAUAUCGCAAGCUUAAAUCGCAGCAAGAUGAAGUGCUUGCCUCGUGUCGUGACGCUGACGCUCUGAGAUAUGGUUUUUCACGCUUUCCAAACCUGAAAAGAGUUACUUUGAGUCCUGCUGCUCAUGGGAAACUCGGAAGACCUUUGUAUCCCACGCCUACUAUCAGAUCCCUUCCACAGGGCCUAAUAUGCCCUCUAGAGCGUGGUUGGCCUGUGUCAGCCCCAUUGGAGGAACAUCCUUUUACGCCAUGGGAUGACAGAUCCAGGCAAGAAUGGCGUGGAUUCUGUGUCGUUACGAAAGAGAUCGCUCAGCACGUCCGUGAGAACCCAAUGUGUGGCCUUUCCGAGCUUGUUGUGGAAAGCCGGCAGCUUUGGACAGGAAUAAGCUGCCGUGUCUUUGAUAACCCAGUGAGUGAGGAGUAUCGAGAUCUUGUCACCAUCCUGAGUCACCCUCCACUGAGACGCUUGGAGUUAUCACUUGCCUGCGGUAGUGAAGCUAGGGAGAAUUGGCCUUCUUUCCGAUCUGGGCUCCUCUUAAAGGCUCUGAGCAAGGCAAAGAACUUGCAAGAUCUUCGUUUAUAUACUAGCAUUCCUCUGAUAAGCAGAAAGUGGCACGAAUUUGUGGAUUAUGAACAGAAUGGUAUGCCUCUGCGGCGCAUAUUCCCAGUCAAUGAGUGGUCGAAUCUACGUCGCUUUGCCCUUUCCCGUUCUUUUGUUAAACAGAGAGAUAUUAUGACUUUCAUUACCGUCCUCCCAUUGACACUCGAGUCGGUUGAAUUGAGCUUCCUCAGUUUUCUUCCCCGUGAGGGUAAUUACAGGAAUUUACUACAGGACAUGCGCGAUAACUUGGGAUGGAGAGAAAGGCCGGCGGGCAAUCAGCCAAAGCUCAUUGUGUUUGUUGUUGAGACUGAACUCACAACAGAUGGCGCUGCUAUAGACGUCAGUCAUGCAGCAAUGGACUACAUGUAUUACCAUGGAGAAAACCCAUUUGUAGAGGAGCAGAUCAUGGAGGUUGUGGAGGGCAAAGGGACACUAGUAGAUUUUCUUGAUCCGAUGUACGACGAGGAAUGGUAUUACCACAGGAUCGCAUCAGUCUAG
Fusarium odoratissimum NRRL 54006 is the source of this 1563-nucleotide messenger RNA. RefSeq lists its product as uncharacterized. The record is from RefSeq and is a predicted model, not a curated record. Gene Ontology annotation, molecular function: protein binding. Bases 1 to 1563 code for a protein of 520 amino acids. NCBI's taxonomy places the organism in Eukaryota, Fungi, Ascomycota, Sordariomycetes, Hypocreales, Nectriaceae. The transcript has a single exon.